Messenger RNA from Cydia fagiglandana, 1188 nucleotides. RefSeq lists its product as uncharacterized. The transcript has a single exon. The coding region runs from base 1 to 1188 and encodes 395 amino acids. The record is from RefSeq and is a predicted model, not a curated record. NCBI's taxonomy places the organism in Eukaryota, Metazoa, Arthropoda, Insecta, Lepidoptera, Tortricidae.
AUGAAAGGCACUGUGGUUUAUGACGGUAAAGCAUCCCAGCAAUUUGAAAUGCGGAGGGGUGUACGCCAAGGCUGUGUUUUAGCACCCACACUAUUUGGUAUUUUCUUCUCACUACUUUUAAAGGCUGCUUUUAGUAAUAACCAACAGGGGGUGCAUUUGCAUACAAGAGACGACGGGAAGUUAUACAACAUCUCUCUCCUCAAAUCAGCAAAACAUCGCGAGGACUUCUUCGUCGACAGUCUCUUGUUUGCUGACGAUGCAGCUUUUGUGACUAACUCCGCAGCCGAGUUGCAAAACAUCAUGGACAGGUUUUCCCGGGCAUGCACUUUGUUCUCCAUGUCCAUCAAUGCCAAAAAGACAGUCGUGUUAGUGCAGGGCAGUGCGGAAACACCCAAAAUACUGGUGGAUGGCACAGCUCUGGAAGUCGUCAAUAAGUUUUGCUACCUUGGGUCGACCGUGUCGAACAAUCUCUCGCUUGAUGCAGAGAUCGAUAUUCGUAUUGGCAAAGCGGCGACCAUGUUCGGGAGGCUACGUACAAGGGUGUGGUGCAACAAACAUCUCACUGUUAGAACCAAGAUGAUGGUAUACCAGACUUGCGUUCUAAGUAUACUCUUGUACGGAGCAGAAACCUGGACGACGUAUGCAAAACAGGAGCGACGACUCAACACUUUUCACAUGCGCUGUCUACGCAACAUUUUAGGCAUAACUUGGCAGGACAAAGUGACUAAUCAGAGGGUUCUUGAAAAAGCACAGCUGCCCAGUCUUGCCGCUCUUCUCAAACAGAGACGCUUGCGGUGGCUGGGGCAUGUGCACCGGAUGGAACCCGCUAGAAUACCUCGACGUGUCUUGCUCGGUGCAGUUGCGUAUGCUAAAAGGAACGUGGGAAGACCGAUGCUGCGCUUUAAAGACUGUGUCAAGCGAGACAUGUCUGCAUUUGAAAUCGACCACCAUGCCUGGGAAGCCUUAGCUGAAGACCGUGAUGGAUGGCGCAAGCGUGUUGUGGAGGGGAGAAGGCUAUGCGACCAAGCCUGGUUUAAUGCAUUAGAUAGCAGAAGGUGUCGCAGAAAGCAAACCGGGACUGGAACCUCGGAUGGCAUGAGCUUUCUCUGCCAAAAAUGUGGGAGGUCAUGCCGCUCACGCAUCGGCCUCCACAGUCACCAAACCCGGUGUCUGCACAGCAAUGUAUAA